AUGCAUUCGAUCUCGCCGCGUGUCUAUGUUUACAAGGACCAACUUGUACUGCGUCAGACUAGGGUACGAGAUACCGGUACUUAUACCUGUGUGUACCGUGGACGACCACGAAUUCUGUGGGCUAUAACAGUUCUGCCAGCGGGUCAGGAGCCUUACCGACAGACUAUUUCUCCGAUGGUGUACCUUAAAUCAAACGAGACAGACAAAAACAGCUCAAAACCGGACCGAACACUCCGAAUGAAGACAAUCAUACCGGCAAACAUCCAGAUUUUCACGUCGUGGGGUCCCUGGUCAGAAUGUGUUCCCUGUGUGGCUCAAAUUCCACCCGGAAUCCUCGAACUAGGAAUGACGGAAAAGGGUGGAGAGGGCUUCCAGAUUCGCGUUGGUACGUGCUACGUGCGCAUGCUUGACACCUUCUUCCCGGUGAGACCCUACAAACUGGCGCGGUACGCCACAGAACCACUAAGGGAAUUCGCCAAGGAGGGGUUGCCGUGUCGAUCGCACCUCAUCGUGCAAGGCGUUCUCGAAUCAGGUAUCCGUGUGCUACGCAAACGCCCCAGCGAACUCCUUAUUCGUCCUUGCUACAAGCCCUGUCCCUAUCCACGAGAUUCGAUACUCUACUCCUUCAUACCCUUCACGCGUGGCAUGACCAAAGAUAGCGCCAAGGAGGCAGCAGAGUACGUCUCCGAGCCCAUGUUAAAGCGAAUUCGGGUGAAGGAUGGCGACCGUUUCAGCCUAGCUUGUCCGAUUCGCGGAACAGUUCAUUCACCCAUCUCCUGGUUCCGACUGCCCGCAAGCAACAAGGAGACCAGUAACUUCACGAGCACCGCACUAAUGCCCGGUGCGUUCGGCGCGUUUGGGACGCCUUCCGGAUGGCUGGCGUUCCACAUGGAGCAAAUCAACCUCUCGACGCUCUUCGCCGACUCCCGCGGACGCAUUUCCCUGGACCCCGCCUACAAUCUGAUUUACGCCGAGGCCAAGUCGGGCACGGACGCGAAAUUAACCCUGGACAGCGGACGCAUUCCCGUCUUCCGCUUCGCCUGCGUGCACGGCGACGCACGAGGCAGCGACUUCAAAUGGUCCGACUGGUCGGGGAUUUGGUCUGUUGAAAUAAUCGUUCGUUGGUCUCACUUGCAAGUCAUCCAGGGACUGAGUACAGCUGUCGCCAUUCUGAUGCCUGCCUUCCUCUCCAUAACAACAGUCUGCAUGGGCAUCAAGUGCCUCGUGGACGAGCAGAAGCCGGUCAUGCGGGCUGCUGCACUCGGACGAACACCGCGACCAAAAAUCUAG
Messenger RNA from Mesocestoides corti, 1290 nucleotides. The record is from the annotation of a GenBank genome assembly. Lineage: Eukaryota; Metazoa; Platyhelminthes; Cestoda; Cyclophyllidea; Mesocestoididae.